AAUGACCAUGAACAAGAGAGUAUAAAAGCCAGAAGAGUUUCCAGAGUGUGUAUCGAGGUUCUGUUGUUGGUACAGAUUUCCUUAUUAAGGUAGCUGUUGAUUCUACAUUCAAUCACCACAAAGAUGAUGCGAUUGGUAGUUCUUGCUUGUGUCUGCACUGUUUCUUUGGCGGGGAUAUUCCCCUACAAUGUUCCAGAAGGUCAACACGACCCGGCCUACCUGCAGGCUCUACAGCAGCAAGCUCUCCAUUACAUAAACCUACAACAGGUACCGGAUCUCCAGCUUCAUAGAGCUCGUGAGCUUGAAGUAAUUGCCAAGAAUCCUACCGCUUACCACCAUGGUUACUAUCACCCUGGUUACUACUACCCUGGUCAUCACUACGCUGGUUACUACCACCCUGGUCACUAUUACUCCGCUUUACACCACAAUACUGCCCUUCAUAAACAUAAUAUGGACGAACAGAUGGUUCUGAAGGAGCAACAGAAAGUCCUCGAGGCCGAGAAGGCCCUGAUAGAAAGUCAUUAAACCUCACGACCGGUUCUGUCGUUUUUUGAUAUUCAUAUUCGACUUGUUCAUGAUUCUCUUAAAACGUUUCUCCCUUUAACUUCCACCAUCUUGAGAUGCCUUUAUAAACUUACUAACAAUUUCAAGGGAACCUUUUAAGGAUACAAGAACAAAAUUCGCCACUUACUUGUAUUCCAAUAACUUUACAUGCAAAUGUGAAGUGUUUUAAAAUACUGGAUAAUUUACUGCUUGAAAUUAAUAAAAAGUGAACAAACAACGUUGCUACAGUUUUUUUA
Messenger RNA from Limulus polyphemus (Atlantic horseshoe crab), 800 nucleotides. Its product is annotated as cuticle protein 13-like. The transcript has 2 exons. The record is from RefSeq and is a predicted model, not a curated record. NCBI's taxonomy places the organism in Eukaryota, Metazoa, Arthropoda, Merostomata, Xiphosura, Limulidae. Bases 124 to 525 code for a protein of 133 amino acids.